Messenger RNA from Neoarius graeffei (lesser salmon catfish), 1272 nucleotides. It is a transcript of the gene npffr2a, whose product is annotated as neuropeptide FF receptor 2a. The transcript is spliced from 3 exons. NCBI's taxonomy places the organism in Eukaryota, Metazoa, Chordata, Actinopteri, Siluriformes, Ariidae. Gene Ontology annotation, biological process: regulation of adenylate cyclase activity; G protein-coupled receptor signaling pathway; regulation of MAPK cascade. The record is from RefSeq and is a predicted model, not a curated record. Gene Ontology annotation, cellular component: membrane. Bases 7 to 1272 code for a protein of 421 amino acids. Gene Ontology annotation, molecular function: neuropeptide receptor activity; peptide binding; opioid receptor binding.
AAAAAAAUGGACGCAGAGCUGAACAUCACCCUUGUGGAUGAUGGGAACUGGACUUUGCCCAAAGUGUCCAGAGAACACACCAUAUGCCGAAGCCGAAGCAACAUCACAUACGUUGGAUUUUACCUGCACAAGCCAUCAGUAGCAGCAAUCUUCAUAGUUUCAUACUUGCUCAUUUUCUUGGUCUGUAUGGUUGGCAAUGGAGUUGUGUGCUUUAUUGUCUUAAGGAGCAAGAAUAUGCGAACUGUCACCAACCUGUUUAUUCUCAACCUGGCUGUCAGUGACCUCCUCGUUGGGAUUUUUUGCAUGCCAACAACUCUUCUUGACAACAUUAUUACAGGGUGGCCUUUUGGAAGCAUGGUUUGCAAAAUGAGUGGUAUGGUCCAGGGCAUAUCUGUCUCUGCCUCUGUCUUUACUCUGGUUGCUAUUGCGGUUGACAGAUUCAGAUGCAUUGUUUAUCCCUUCAAGCAAAAGCUGACAAUAUCAACUGCCACACUCAUCAUUGUAAUCAUCUGGGUCCUGGCCGUAUCAAUCAUGUGCCCUUCUGGAGUCAUGCUUCAAGUGACCAAAGAGCAAACCAUUCGUGUCUUUCUUGGGGAUGGCAACAGGACAAGUCCUUUCUACUGGUGUCGAGAAAACUGGCCAAAUCAAGAGAUGAGAAAAAUAUAUACCACGGUUUUAUUUGCCAACAUAUACCUGGCCCCUCUGUCCCUAAUAGUGAUCAUGUAUGUGAGGAUUGGGAUCACUCUGUUCAAAAGUGUUGUGCCAACAGGUGGAAAACCUGGCCAUGACAACCGCCACGCUGUAUCCAAGAAGAAACAGAGAGUAAUCAAAAUGCUUCUUGUUGUGGCCUUCCUCUUCAUCUUGUCCUGGUUGCCUUUGUGGACGCUGAUGAUGCUUACUGAUUACGCCAAGCUUACAGAGGACCAGUAUAGGCUCAUUAACAUCUACAUUUACCCUUUUGCCCAUUGGCUAGCAUUCUUCAACAGCAGUGUCAAUCCAAUAAUUUAUGGUUUCUUCAAUGAGAAUUUCCGGCGUGGAUUUCAAGCAGUUUUUAAGUUCAACCAGUGCUCAGUGGGUGGGCAUCGACUGAAGACCUACUCACAUAGAAUGCAGAGUAACUCUGUGUUGCCAGCUAACCCUCGUCCCUCUACUGAGCCUCUCUCAUUGAACAGUGUGGACAACACCAGGGUCAACCAUGUGAAUGAACAAGACUUAGUCAUGGAGGACCUGGAAAAAGUAUCUGAAAGCAGUAUCGGGGGAGCUUCUCUCUAA